CCAUAAAUAAAUGACCAGCUGUAGUCUACUGAUUUCUUAUCUGUCUAUAUAUUUUAUCCGUCGCCUCAGUCAGACAUUUUUAGAUUUUGAAAGCAAAUCCAACUCUAACGUUAGCAGCAGUACCUUCAACCUGAUUUGAACAGGAAUCAUUCAGAACCAGAUUUUAUGGGUAAACAAGGGCCAUGUUGCCAUUGUAGCAUCAAGCACAAAGAUCCUCACCUGAAUCCUGACAGUGUCCCAAGAAGAAAGAUAUCAAAGCUUAGACAUAGCAUUUUGUCACCUGCUCAAAUCCAGAGGACACUUGAUAACAAUCUCCAGGCACCAGACUUUGAAAUAAUAUCUGACGGAGAUGAACCUGUUACUCUAAUUUAUGCAAGGAACAAAUACAUUCCUCCUAAUGAGAUUGGUCUUGGAGCUAUGCUGCUAGUAUCACCAACUACUACUACAGAACGCUCGACGCCUCAAUCAGCAAUGGCAGAAGAUACUGCCUCUUGCUCAAUGGAUGUUUCUAAAUAA
Solanum verrucosum is the source of this 516-nucleotide messenger RNA. RefSeq lists its product as uncharacterized. NCBI's taxonomy places the organism in Eukaryota, Viridiplantae, Streptophyta, Magnoliopsida, Solanales, Solanaceae. The record is from RefSeq and is a predicted model, not a curated record. The transcript is spliced from 3 exons. The coding region runs from base 166 to 516 and encodes 116 amino acids.